ACAAGAGGGAAAGUGACAUUUAGAAUGGCGUUCUUAAUGCUUUAUCCUGCAGUAGCAGUUCUCUCUAUGUUCGUACUGAUGGUUAUCAUAUUAAUUCUAAGAUUUGGAGCUCGCUGGUGCAAGCUCCGUCAUAAUACACUGGCUGACCAAGAAUAUUGGAAUGAGGAUGAUGCAUAUGAACAAAAAGUUUCAUAUGCAUAAGUUUUCUUUUUUUUUAUAAUUUCUUUUUUACUAAUAUUCCUCGUGUGUCAUUGCAUGCAGAGAUACUUGUGUCAAUUAGGAAAUCAGUAUUUCAAUGUCCAAUAGGUACUUAUUAUCUACAUUCCCAGUUUAUACACUUUAUUUUACCUAUGGUAACUAUUAUUUUGUUUGUUCAUGAACCCGUCCAACUAAAGUCCUAUAGACUUAUUAUUUUAUUGGUUUAAUGUAAUUCUUCAAUUUUUUUUAUGUUAUACCAACAUUAUGCUGUUUUU
Molecule: messenger RNA, 473 nt
Organism: Spodoptera litura
Lineage: Eukaryota; Metazoa; Arthropoda; Insecta; Lepidoptera; Noctuidae
Product: wurmchen 2 transmembrane micropeptide
Source: RefSeq, a predicted model, not a curated record